This is a messenger RNA of Colletotrichum lupini, 2979 nucleotides long. Its product is annotated as histidine acid phosphatase. The transcript is spliced from 12 exons. Gene Ontology annotation, molecular function: 2,4-dienoyl-CoA reductase (NADPH) activity. The record is from RefSeq and is a predicted model, not a curated record. Lineage: Eukaryota; Fungi; Ascomycota; Sordariomycetes; Glomerellales; Glomerellaceae. Gene Ontology annotation, biological process: fatty acid catabolic process. The coding region runs from base 1 to 2979 and encodes 992 amino acids.
AUGCCUAUUCCCGAGUCCGAGUAUUUGAGUCCGGUCUGGAAGGAUGGCAUCUUUAACAACAGAGUCGCCUUUGUCACCGGCGGCGCUGGAAGCAUUUGCAGUGCUCAAACUCGCGCUCUUGUCCGCCUAGGAGCAAAUGCCUGCAUCAUCGGCCGCAAUGUCGAAAAGACAGAGUCCAUGGCAAAGGACAUAGCCACAGCCAGGCCUGGUGCAAAGGUCAUUGGUAUCGGCGGCUGUGAUGUUAGAAAUCCCCAAAGCCUGCAAGACGCCGCAGAUCGAUGCGCCAAGGAGCUCGGCGGCAUCGACUUUGUCAUUGCGGGAGCUGCUGGCAACUUCAUCGCACCCUUGUCCGGCAUGAGCCCCAAUGCAUUCAAGGCGGUCAUCGAUAUUGAUGUCUUGGGCACUUUCAACACUGUAAAGGCUACCAUUCCCUACCUGGUAGAGUCGGCAAAGAAGAAUCCCACGCCCAGCCAAAACGGCCUGACCGGAGGCCGCAUCAUUUUCGUCUCUGCCACAUUCCACUGGACAGGUAUGCCGCUGCAAGCACAUGUCUCAGCCGCCAAAGCGGCCGUCGAUGCUCUCAUGGCCUCGGUGACGUUGGAGUAUGGCCCGUUCGGAGUCACAAGCAAUGUGAUUGCCCCCGGGCCGAUCAAGGAUACGGAGGGCAUGCAACGGCUGUCAAGCAGCAAGCAGGACCAGGCCAAGGCCAACGCCGUGGUGCCGCAGGGUCGGUGGGGCGUCAUCCGGGACAUUGCCGAUUCCACCGUCUACCUCUUCAGCGACGCCGGCAGCUUCGUCAACGGUCAAGCAAUCCCUGUUGACGGCGGUGCUUGGAGACGCCAGGGUGCACUAGCGGUUGGAACAGAUGACGACAUGCAAUACCCGGAUUUCCUUCUAAAGGGAGAAAUCUCAAAGCACCCCUGGUGGGGUAGGGAGGAUCACCUCCAGCAAGUCCGCGGACAAAGGAAUUCCAUCGACCGGGGGUGGAGAGAUUGCCGAGCCGCCCCGCGGACGGGAGCGGAGAUGCUUGCUGCUGCAAAGCUGCCCCCGAACACACUUUUUUUCUUACCGGGUCGGUCACCAAGCCAACUAAUUAGCGUCUUCCAAAGACCGGACAGGCUUACCAUUGGCGGAGACUUCAGGAACAGCUUGACUAAUUGGCCACACGAAUUGCUACGCAGACGUGAGUGGCAUGGUGGUGGCAUCCAUCCAUUCCCGCCGUCGCCCGCCAUGCGGAUAAGCAGCAAGACUCACCCGCUCGCGCCGCCCACGGACCUGGCCCGGUGGAUGCUGAUCCAUGGCGGGUCGAACCAUGCUAGGGAUUGGGGAGGAGGCAUGGAACAUUUGUCGCUGAACCAUGUGGCCGGCGGUACCCGGCUGCGCGAGGGACUCGAGGAGACUCCCGAUCGUCUUAGUCUCUUCAACUCUCCUUAUCUCAACGGCUGUUUUCACACUUGGGCGGGUACUCGACUUGUGUGCAGCAAGUUGCUGGUAGUUCAACUGGUUAAUAUCGAAGUCCAACAACACAUCACCAACAUGGGACUUAAGCACCUCCUGGCAAUGGGCCUGCCCAUCAUGCCCGCGGCCGCAGAGACCGUCCUCGGCAUCUACGUCUUCCACCGCCACGGCGACCGCACAGCCAAGAAGACGCCUCCCGUCCGCUUCACCGACCUCGGCGCCUACGAGGUCUACACCUCCGGCCUGGAAUACGGCCGGCUCUACGUCCGCGAAAACGCCACCCACCAGAUCCGCAACAUGAGCACCGACGACGUCCUCCCGGAGCAGCUCUCCGUCACCUCCCCAACCGACGUUGUCCUGCAGUCCUCGGCCAACGCCUUCCUCCAGGGCUUCUACCCGCCCUCCGGCACCGUCGAGGCCCUCGCCAACGGCUCCAGCGUCGAGGCGCCCCUCGGCGGAUACCAGUACAUCCCCGUCAACGCCGUCGCCACGGCCUCCACCAGCACAAACGCCGAGAGCAGCGAGUGGCUCCAGGGCGGCAGCGGCUGCGGCAAAGCCGUCGUCAGCUCCAACAACUACUUCUCCUCGCCCGAGUACGCCGCCGUCGACGCCGAGUCCCGCGACUUCUACCAGAGCCUGCUGCCCGUCAUCAACGGCACGUUCGGCGCAAAGGCCGCAACCUUUGAAAACGCCUACUCCAUCUUCGACCUCAUCAACGUCGCCAGGAUCCACAACGACAGCAUCCCCUCCGAUUCCCUCCUCACCAACGCCACCAUCCGCUCGCUGACCGACUACGCCAACAUCCACGAGUGGAACCUUGCCUACAACGAGAGCGACCCCAUCCGCGCCGUCGCCGGCAAGGUGCUGGCCGGCCAGGUCCUCCAGGCCCUCAACGCGACGCUCAAGGACGCAGCAAAGUCCUCCUCCGUCAAGGCCAACAUCCAGUUCGGCGCCUACGCCAGCUUCUCGUCCUUCUUCGGCCUCGCCCAACUGCAAAAGGUCUCGGCCGACUUCCAGACCGUCGUCGACUACGCUUCCUCCAUGGUCUUUGAGCUCGUCACCAACGCCACCUCCGCCAGCCCCGCCGCCGACGACGUCGCUGUCCGCUUCCGCUUCGCUAACGGCUCCGCCGGCAUUAACAACCUCACCGUCUACCCGCUCUUUGGACAGUCCGAGACCGUGAUUCCCUGGAACACUUUCGUUACUCAGAUGCGCCAGUUCGCUAUUGAGGACACUAAGACCUGGUGCACCGCCUGCGGCAACUCCACCGGCACCUGCGCCACGGCCCUGGGUCUGGAUGGCAGCACCGACGCCAACGGAACCGGCUCAAGCGGUAGCAAGGGAGGCGUCUCGACUCCCGUGGCGGGCGUCAUCGGCGCGCUGGUGACGCUGGUCGUGAUCCUGGGCAUCCUCGGCCUCGUCAUGCUCAUCGGUGGCCUGCGUCUGGUCAAGAAGUCCAAGAUCGCAAAGGAUGUCCCUGCCGCUUCUACUGCGGAGCAGACUGGUGGUGCCAAGCACUGA